Molecule: messenger RNA, 4601 nt
Organism: Portunus trituberculatus (swimming crab)
Lineage: Eukaryota; Metazoa; Arthropoda; Malacostraca; Decapoda; Portunidae
Product: nephrin-like
Exons: 24
Coding region: 196-4455 (1419 amino acids)
Biological process (GO): cell-cell adhesion
Cellular component (GO): cell-cell junction
Molecular function (GO): cell adhesion molecule binding
Source: RefSeq, a predicted model, not a curated record
UGAAACUCUAGAAAACUGAAAAAAAACCAAAUGACUCUUACUUAUAAUUAAAAAAAAAAAACUGAAAAAUUACCGUAAACAAAGGAAGUAAAGUGAACGAAACGAAAAGUGAGGUGAAGUGACGUGAAUGAAUGAAUGGCGGCGGGAGUGACAUCACCUUGACCUCAGCGUGACAUCAGGGCAGGCAGUCACGUGAUGUUCAGCUCGUGGCUCCCCCUGGUGGCUGUGGCUGUGGCUGUGGCUGUUGCUCUGCUCCCCACAGGAUGCGGGGGACAGCACCAGCGGUUCAGAGUGCGGCCUCAGAGCGUGGAGGUGCGUGAGGGUGAGGACGUGUUUCUGGAGUGCAUCGUUGAGCACCAGCAGGGCAAGGCACAGUGGACCAAGGAUGGCUUCGCGCUGGGUUUCGAGCGGCUGGUGCCCGGCUACCCUCGCUAUUACUAUGAAGGGGACCCAACUCGCGGGGAACACCAUCUACUCAUCACGGGAGUCACACUAACGGAGGACGGAGAGUACCAGUGUCAAGUAGGCCCCACUGCUAUCACGCCGCCUAUCUGGGCCGCUGCCAACGUUACGGUCAUAUUGGCACCCUCCUCCGUCACGAUCGUGGGCUGGGAGAACGGCGCCGUGGUGGAGGUUAUGGUGGGCUCCUCCCUCACGCUGGAGUGCCUGGUGGCUGACGCGCGCCCUGCUCCUGGCGCCGUCUGGUACCGAGCUGGCAGGAAGGUGGACCCCGACCUACAAGAUGACCGUGUAGAGGCUUCCAGUUUGGCGCGGCGGUGGAGUUUGCGAUCUCAGCUGGUGGUACAGGCGACGGCAGCUGAUGACGGGAAGGUUUACGCCUGUCACGCCCUGCACCCCGCCCUGCACGAUAUGCCCCACGGCCUCCACGCCAGCAUCACCCUCUCUGUCCUGCACCCGCCCGGCCCUCCCACCAUCACGGGCUACGAGACAGGGGAAAUCUUGCUGGCAGGGGAGCGGCGCACAUUGACCUGCCGCGUCUCAGGAGGAAACCCGCGACCCUGGGUGUUGUGGUACAGGGACGGGCGGCUGGUCGACGAUACCACUUCCGAGGACGCUGAAGGAGUAUUUAACACCUACGAAGUCUCGGUGACGGCUGAAGAGGGCGGCGCAGUGUACGAGUGUAGCGUGACCAAUGACCUACUGGAGACACCCUACACUGCUAAUGUCACGCUCACUGUCUACUAUGCCCCCCGCACCGUGACAGUACUGGGCCCUUCUCAGGUAGAGGACGGUGUUACCAUUAACCUCACCUGCUUCACCAGUGUCUCCAACCCACCCGCCUCCCUCGCCUGGUCUGUGGCUGGCGAGAUGCGGGAGGCAAGCAAGGCCGUGGUGGCGCCGCAGGAGGAUGGGGGCUGGGUGAGCACGUCGCACCUCACACGCUACAAGGUGGACGGCGCCAACCUGUCAGCAGUGCAGGUGGAGUGUCGCGCUGUGAAUCCUGCUAUUGACCACGUGGUGAAGAAACUUAAGAGCAUCACCAUAACACAGCCGCCAGGUCCGCCUCGUUUCUUGGGUGACCUGCGGAGAGAGGUCAUAGCGGGGACUACAUUAGAGGUCACUUGCUCGUCAGAAGGAGGAAGGCCACCACCCUCGCUAAGGAUAUACAAGGCAGGCGAGGCUCUAUUGACGGAUCUGCAGCGCUCGGGCAACACCACGAUGGGCCAGGCUCAGGUGCAGGUCACGCCGGGAGACAACGGGGUUGAGGUGACUUGUGAAGCCACCAACUCCCCGGACAGCGCCCCGCCCUCCGCCUCAUUCACCCUCGGCGUUCUGUUCGCGCCGUGGGACGUGGAGGUGUCGAUGAACCCAGCCUCGGUGCGGGAGGAUCACGAGGUCACACUCACCUGCCAGUCCUCGCCUAGCUUGCCGCGAUCCAACCUCACCUGGACUUUUGAUGGCGUGCCCUUGCAUCCCCUGACGGCGCCCUCUGUCUCACCCGGGGCACAUGGCGGGAUGGUUACAAGGUCUGAGGUGCGGCUGCGGCCCAGUUCGCGGGACAACGGGCGUGCUGUGGUGUGCACGGCGAUGAACGGCCUGGACCAACCUGUGCACGGCGAGGCACGGCUAGACGUGACCCAUCCUCCCAUCUGGGUCGCCAAGCCACCAGAGAAGGUAGACGUGUUUGAAGGAGCAGAGUUAAUCAUCACAGCCGAGGCUUUGUCUAACCCAGGCCCCGUCAGACGCCGGCGUGAGGAGGAGCUGGAGGCGGGGCCGGAGGGGAAACUUCACCUCGGCCUCAUCAGCAGGUCCUUCUCUGGCCGCUACUCUGUCAACGCCUCCAAUAUGUUCGGCCACGUCAUAGCCGACUUCUAUAUCAACGUGAUGUACGGGCCCGAGGACAUCACGGCAGACGAGAUGGUGACGGUGAACCAGGGCAAGACGGUGUCCAUUGAGUGCACGGCGUCAGGCAACCCGCCACCCACCGUCACCUGGACACGAGGCGCCGCCACCUACAACAGUACCUCCACACCGCUGGCCUCGAGUGUGAGCGUGGCGCAUCUCGUGGUGGAGGAGGCGCGCUGGCGAGACACGGGCAUCUACCUGUGUCACGCUGCCAACAAGGUGAACCAGCCGCCGCCAGCCAUCACCAAGUUCAUUGUGACACAGCCAGCGACGGAGGUGGAGGGCGGAGAGGGCGGGCAGGGGUCGUGGGCGUCUGUGGGCGGCAAUGGGCGGCUGGUGUGUCACGUGAGAGCCGCGCCCCCGCCCUCCUUCCAAUGGGUGAGAGGGAGUGGAGAGGCAGUGAAGAUGAGUGAAAAGUACAUCAUUCACAGACCAAGGCUGCAAGACGGCCUGGUGGAAUGGGCGUCAGUGCUGGAGGUGAGGGAAGUGACGCAGAGAGACUAUGGGGAGUACCUCUGCACGGCCAGGAAUCAACUGGGCUCAACCUCCGUCACCCGCACCCUUGGCCCGCCCACCCGUCCUCAUCCGCCUCUCAAUCUGACGGUAAGCAACGCCAGCAGCGGCUCCAUUACGCUCUCUUGGGCCCCUAACUACGCCGGGGGACUACCUCGAGGGUACAGCGUGCGGUACAGAGCGGCGGGAUCAACGCUGUACCAGGUGGUGGAGGUGUCCGGGGGCGCCUCGCAGGGGGUCACGGUGCACGGCCUCUCUCCUGGAACACAGUAUCUCUUCACGGUCCAGGCUCACAACCCACAGGGACACUCCUCCUACGUGACACCGCAGAUCGCAGCCACUACUCGCGAGGCAGCAGGUCAGCUUAGCGUGUCAGGAGGUUCGUCUUUCGGGGGGUCGAGAACACAGGUACGAGAAAUGGAAGGAGCAGCCACCUCGCCCUCUCGUCUGCCCCGCCUCAUGGUGCUUCUUGUGACCCUGAGCGGCGCGGCCCUGCUUGCCCUCAACAUCGCUAUAGUGGGCUGCUUCGUGAGGCGGCGGGCGCUUAACAGGAGAGCUUCAGCUUCCUCCUCCACCAAAAACGUGGCAGUGGACGUGUACGGAGUGACGCCCGCCUCCACCCCGGGCCUCCACCACAGCGACAACCACCUCUCCCUCACCACCAUGACUCCCUCCCUCCAGCACUCCACGCCGCCGCCAUACCAGGACGAGCAACAAACAAGCCUGGAUGACCUGGACACUAAGGGCAUAGUCGUACCCACGCCUGCACCCAAGCACGACCCAACGCCUCGUCUCAAUGGCGUACUUCUUGGCCAGAGACCAGCCGACAUACCCCCGCUCACCUCUGCAAUCACCGUCGCCGCCACCAUCGCCACUACAGGCCCAGUCUUCACAGCAUCUAUGAGUUCUGACACUGGGAAGACUAAGACCAUGACGGGAAUAAUUCAGUCACCUUCAAUCACCACAACCAUCACGACCUCCACAGCACCUUCUUUCACCGGGAAGUCGCCUCGAAGGACUCCUCUACCAGUUAGUACCUCGGAGGAAGGCAGUGCUAUACCGACAAGUACGUACGAUGCACUACAACAGCACCAGUUACAGCAAAACCCCGACCAAGUCUCGCUCACGUCACUGCAAAGCGAGUAUUCACGUGGAUAUGAGUAUGCACACCCACAUCUGCAGCAUUACCACUCGCUGUGCCCUCACCACCACCACGUGCAGCACCACCAGCACCAGCACCAUGCAUACACCCCGACCCUCUACCAAACACCAGCCCCCAACCAGACAUUCCGGGCCCAGUCGAGGGAGAGAGAAGUAACACAGCCACCUCCAGCUUACUCUGGCCUUAAUCCCUCCGGCCUGUGCGGUCUCAGAGGCACGGAGCAAGACCCAGCUGCCCCAUCGCCCCGCCGUCCUCCCUUGCUUCCCUCCUGCCGGGCUCCCCCGCUUCCUACGCCACACUGGGACCACGAAAGAGGAAACCCAUGCCAUCGAAAUUUGCUAGUUUACCACGCUCGCGACCAUCCAACGCCCCCGCCCAUUCUCACGCCUCGCGCCUCCCCCAGCCUGACGUAACGCCCGUGCAGACCCAGGCGGUGGAGGGCGUGUGCCGUCAGCCACUCCAGAGCUUCCAAGUGCCCGCCCACGCCCACGCCCCUCCACAAAGCCACGCAGUAAUCAUGACCUCAACACCACAUGCCUACACGAACGUCGACACACAA